Messenger RNA from Drosophila teissieri, 2551 nucleotides. RefSeq names its product serine palmitoyltransferase 2 (gene lace). The record is from RefSeq and is a predicted model, not a curated record. The transcript is spliced from 4 exons. Gene Ontology annotation, cellular component: serine palmitoyltransferase complex. Gene Ontology annotation, biological process: ceramide biosynthetic process; sphingosine biosynthetic process. Lineage: Eukaryota; Metazoa; Arthropoda; Insecta; Diptera; Drosophilidae. The coding region runs from base 100 to 1899 and encodes 599 amino acids. Gene Ontology annotation, molecular function: pyridoxal phosphate binding; serine C-palmitoyltransferase activity.
CCACACCAUUCCAAUCAGAAAGAAACCUAUUUAAGCAAAACGCAUCGAUCUCUCCGUAAUUUUUGGCCGCAGAGUGAAUCGGAAAUCGGCAGCGGAGUAAUGGGCAAUUUCGACGGCGAUUCUGAAACGGUUUUCGAGCAGAGCUAUGCUCGAACGACGCCAAACGGAAACGGAAAAGUGCCGAACGGCAAUGGGGUGGCGCACCCCAGUGCCCCGGAAAAACAGGAACUUCUCCGGAAAUUCUCGGCACCCGCAUACACUGAAAUUCGCACGCGACGCUGCCAGCCGAAGCCCGCGAACGACGCCCAGAGUCCCAGCUCGAUCAACUACCAUCCGGAAAAGCGGUCCAUCCCGAAUGGGCAUGCCUCCCUUCUGGAUCAGGAGUCCAAGCCCAACCAGGCAGAGGGCAAACUUUCGCCGGAGAAAGAGCACUUCCAGAAGACCUCCUUUGAGGAGGUGCCCUUGCACACGGCCUGCCUCACGUAUCUGGGAUUCUACCUACUGAUGAUCCUGGGCUACAUCAACCAGCUGCUCUUCGUGCCCAAAGUGGCCACCGAGAAGGGUCGGGAUGGUUAUGUGGCCCUCUACGAUGCCUUCGAAAGCUUCUACUCGCGGUACGUGUACAGGAGGAUCAAGGAUUGCUGGAACCGACCCAUCUGCAGUGUUCCGGGCGAUGAGCUCACCCUUAAGGAUCGCGUGACUGAUGAUUACGGAUGGAGCUUCAAGUUCACUGGAACGGAGACACGUUGCUUGAAUCUGGGAUCCUACAAUUACCUGGGAUUUGCCGCCGCUACUGGGCAAUGUGCUGAUGAUUCAGAGGAAAGUGCCCGCAACUCGGGAUUGGCCUACUGCAGCUCCCGCUGUGAGCUUGGUGACAACGAGCAGCUGCAGGAGCUGGAGGCUCUAACUGCCAGAUACUUUGGCGUGGAGGAUGCUAUUGUCUUUGGCAUGGGUUUCGCCACAAAUGCACUGAACCUUCCCUCGCUGCUGGGACCCAACAGCCUUGUGAUCAGUGACGAGAAGAACCACGCCUCCAUCAUUUUGGGACUGCGUUUGUCCGGUGCCACCACCAAGGUCUUUAAGCACAACAACAUGCGGGAUCUGGAGCGCGUCCUCCGCCAGGGUGUGUGCUAUGGAAAUCCCAAAAAGGGCGGUCAGCCAUGGGAUAAGGUCAUGAUCUGUGUCGAGGGUAUCUUCAGCAUGGAAGGCUCCAUAGUCCGUUUGCCUGAGGUUAUUGCCCUGAAAAAGAAAUACAAAGCAUACUUGUACCUGGAUGAAGCUCACAGUGUGGGAGCCAUGGGUUCCCGUGGACGAGGAGUUACUGAUUACUUUAAUGUGGAUCCGAAGGAUGUGGACAUCCUGAUGGGCACCUUCACCAAAAGUUUUGGCAGUGCUGGAGGCUAUCUGGCUGGGUCUAAGAAACUUAUUGACUUCCUCCGCACCAACAGCCAUGCCCACUGCUAUGCUGCUUCGAUCUCGCCACCCAUCGCACAGCAAAUCCUUACCUCCAUGAAGACCAUUAUGGGUGAAGAUGGCACCGACACUGGACGCAAGAAGAUCCACCAGCUGGCCAGGAACACACGUUACUUCCGCCGACGUCUGGCUCAGCUGGGAGUGAUCACAUACGGUCACGAGGACUCCCCAGUGGUGCCCAUGCUGGUGUACCUGUUUUCCAAGAUCGGCGCUGUGGUGCGCACCCUGACGACCCGCCACAUUGCCGCGGUGGGAGCUGGAUUCCCGGCCACACCCAUUAUGGAAGGACGCAUCCGAUUCUGCCUUUCAGCCGCUCACACCAAGGAGCAGCUGGACUUUGCCCUGGAGGCGAUAGACGAGAUUGCCGAUGAUCUGGGCCUAAAGUAUUCUCGCAAGCCACGCGAUCCGAAUCCCGUCAUUUACUAGAAUCACACGCACACACAUAGAUGUUAAGCUUGGGGAAAAGGUAGCCUCCCCGAUUGGUAAACCAAAACUACAACACAGUCCAGAUAGUGCUAGAUCAAUCACGAACGGUGGCUUACAUUGACCAAGUUUCAGUUGCACUGGGCUUCUAUUUAUGACUAAUUCUCUGGUAAAAUGCCUUGAAAGAGAAGAUCACUAUAGCAACAGAAACAAAACACUACAGCACAUAGCUUAAAUAAUAAUAUAUUAUUAAUUAUUUAGCAUUUACCUCUACGUAGUUGUUAUUGUAUAUGUAAAAUCCAAUCGUCUUCUUCGGUCAGCUGCUGCAUUUUAAGUAUUUAUAGAAGAGAAAAUGACAGCGCAAUGUAUUAGGCAAAUCAGGUUUUGGUUACUUUUAGAGCUAAGCUAAGGAAAGCCCCUUUUUCGUGGGACAGCCGAGCACCUCGCUUCUACCAAUUAAGCAUAUUAAGCUGAGCCAAAUGUAACGUCUAAAGCGUCAGCGAUACAAUGUAAAUCACUAUUUUGGUAAGUCUUCGAGGGACCCAAAAUUUGGGCCAAUUUAAGGUCAUUGUCAGGAAAUAUAUAUGUAUAAUGAUUAUGUAUUAUUGAUUUUAUUUUUCCACCAAAAAAUAAAAAACUGUUGCUUUAUCUAUUA